AUGGUAGGGAAAAAGGCCGUACUGAAGAUCAUUAAGCACUGUGAGGAGUUUGUGCCUGCUCUAGUUACAGGUCAAUUGCUUGGUUUGGAUGUUGGUAGUGUUCUGGAAGUGACCAACUGUUUUCCCUUCCCUAUUAGAAAAGAGGAUGAUGAAGCAGAUGCAGAUGGUGCCAAUUAUCAGCUCUAG
Molecule: messenger RNA, 186 nt
Organism: Miscanthus lutarioriparius
Lineage: Eukaryota; Viridiplantae; Streptophyta; Magnoliopsida; Poales; Poaceae
Source: the annotation of a GenBank genome assembly